Messenger RNA from Peromyscus eremicus (cactus mouse), 1013 nucleotides. It is a transcript of the gene Ccdc59, whose product is annotated as coiled-coil domain containing 59. The transcript is spliced from 4 exons. NCBI's taxonomy places the organism in Eukaryota, Metazoa, Chordata, Mammalia, Rodentia, Cricetidae. Gene Ontology annotation, cellular component: nucleus. The record is from RefSeq and is a predicted model, not a curated record. Bases 65 to 790 code for a protein of 241 amino acids.
GCUUCCGCCUGGUGACGUAGAAUGUCGGCGACCCCCGUAGUCCUGCCGACGCAGGUAGCGCAGGAUGGCGCCGGCGAGGCCGGCUGCGAGGUGGCGGAGCGGAGGAGGAUUUGCAUCGCGUGGGGACGGGACGCCACAGGGCGGAUUCAAGAACCAGAGCGGGAAACGCAGGACCUGGCGGCCUAGCCCCCAGCAAGCCUUCCGGGGGAGCGUUCGCGAGGGACAAGGUUUUGCAUUUCGGAGGAAACUGAAGACCCAGCAAAAUUACAAGAAAUUGCUAUGGAAGGUAAAGAAGGCGCCAGUGUCACAGGAAUCCCAGUUCACUGAUCAUUACCCAGACCAUCUGAAGCACCUCUAUUUAGCUGAAGAAGAAAGGCUCAGGAAACAGCAGAGAAAGGUUGGCCCACCUCCAUCUGAAGAUCAAGUUGACCAGCCCCUGCCUGAAGAAGAGUGCAACCCUGAGCAGAUGUUGUCUGAAGUUCCAUCUAGUGAUCGCCAGCCUCAGCCAGAACAGCUGUAUACAGUAAAUUCUGAUACUACUCCAAAGAAAAAGAAGAAGAAAACUUCAAACCAAAAGGCACAAGAAGAGUAUGAACGGGUACAAGCAAAGCGUGCAGCUAAGAAAUUCGAAUUUGAAAUGAGAAAGCAAGAAAGAGAAGAAGCCCAAAGGCUCUACAAGAAGAAAAAAAUGGAAGCUUUCAAAAUACUGAGCAAAAAGACUAAAAAGGGCCAGCCAAACCUGAAUUUACAAAUGGAGUAUCUUCUUCAGAAAAUACAAGAGAACAGUUAAAAUAGACAUUUUGUCUUUAAAGGUUAAAUUUUGACUGACUGUUGCAUCCUUUUGUAUGUGUGGGGAGCUCCCAACAGUGAACUAAAUUUGUUGACAUCAAUGGAUUGAUAAAUUUUGUAAUAGAAAAAAUUCUAUAUAUAUAUUCUCCACAAAGAAUGACUUUAUCCUGAACUUUAAAAACCUUCAAUGGAAUUUUUAUGAAAUAAACUGUUUUGAAAUAGGA